Messenger RNA from Anthonomus grandis grandis, 701 nucleotides. RefSeq names its product troponin C-like. The transcript has 6 exons. Bases 128 to 595 code for a protein of 155 amino acids. Gene Ontology annotation, molecular function: calcium ion binding; enzyme regulator activity. The record is from RefSeq and is a predicted model, not a curated record. Lineage: Eukaryota; Metazoa; Arthropoda; Insecta; Coleoptera; Curculionidae.
UUUUUAAAAACGUGUAUUAUCUGCGGCAAUUUCUAUAAAGCAAUUCCCGAAAUUCCAAUUAAAUUAGUUCGUUACAAUUCUCGGGACAAUAUACGUUUAAUUGCUAGUAUUUUAGUAAAUAUAGAAAAUGUCGGCGGACGAACUCUCAAAGGAACAAAUAGCACUGCUUAAAAAUGCAUUUGACACCUUUGAUGUGGAAAAGAAGGGCAGCAUUGGAGUAGUCAUGAUCGGAACUAUAUUGAGCAUGCUUGGUGUCCAAACUACUGAUAAAAUGCUGCAAGAUAUUAUUAAUGAGGUUGAUGAAGAUGGUUCUGGAGAAUUAGAGUUUGAGGAAUUCGUUACGUUAGCUUCUAGAUUUAUGGUUGAAGAAGAUGCUGAAGCAAUGCAGCAAGAGUUAAAAGAGGCCUUCAGAUUAUAUGACAAAGAAGGUAAUGGCUAUAUAACUACCAGUACCCUAAAAGAAAUCCUUAAGGAAUUAGAUGACAAGCUGACCAAUGAUGAGUUAGAUAUGAUUAUUACUGAAAUUGAUACUGAUGGAUCGGGGACGGUUGAUUAUGAUGAAUUUAUGGAAGUUAUGACGGGUGGAGACGACUAAAAGAAGUUUAAAAUUGGACAAGAACAGUUUCUUAGAAAAUGCUAUAAAAGACAUAAUAAUGUAAAGACCAGUUCCAGAAAAAGUAUUAAAGAAUAUUUUUAUUACA